GGUUGUCAUUAUUCUGAAACUGAAGCAAAAAAAUAGUUUGGCUAUGAAAACCAGUAUAUCUUUCGGACGGGCACUCUUUCUCGGAUAUCCCAACUUUUUUUGUCGUCACAAAAAUGCUGAGGAUACCAUCAGUAACCAUGGCAACAGAGGUAGAGAUUGAUGAUUCCUUGUACAGUCGUCAGAGAUAUGUACUGGGAGAUGGUGCUAUGCAGAGAAUGGCUAAGGCAUCAGUUUUACUCUAUGGGGUUGGUGGACUUGGCAUUGAAAUUGGGAAAAACAUCGUUCUUGCUGGAAUAAAGUCUUUGACAGUUCAAGACCCAAACAUUUCAAGUACAUUGGAUCUAGGGACACAGUUCUUUCUGAGAGAAGAGGAUGUACAGAAACAAAGGACUAGGGCAGAGGCCAGUGUACCAAGAUUGUCCGAGUUAAAUCCAUAUGUAAGCAUUCAUACACUGACCACCCCACUGAAUGACUCGACUGAUCUACAGUACCUAAAACAAUAUCAGUGUGUCAUAGUGACAGAGCUACCUCACUCGAUACAAGUAAAGGUGAAUUCAUUCUGUCGGACCAGUGAAAUACAGUUUAUCAGUGCAGAUGUGUAUGGCCUAUUCUGUGGAGCAUUUUGUGAUUUUGGCGACAGUUUUGAAGUUGCAGAUCCAAAUGGUGAAGAACCGAAGGAAGUUUUUAUUGCAAAUGUUACCAAAGAGAAUCCCGGUGUAGUGACAUGUCUAGAUAACAAAAUGCAUGGUUUUGAGACUGAUGAUACUGUCACAUUCAGGGAAGUCACUGGAAUGACUAAACUCAACAAUAUGCAGUGUAAAAUUAAAGUUAAAUCACCAUAUGCAUUCAGUAUCUGUGAUACCUCUGGUGAGGAGUUUGCUCCAUACAUUAGUGGUGGAAUCUGUACACAGGUGAAAAUUGGCAAAACUGUUACCUCUGAAUGUCUAGAAAAACAGCUUAUGAAGCCAGACAUUCUUAUAACAGACUUCAGCAAGCUUGAGUUGCCUAUAAGCACACAUGCAGGUUUUACAGCACUACAUAAAUUCAUUGAAUCCCAUGGACACCUACCAAAUACAUGGUGUUCAGAGGAUGCUGGCAAGAUGUUAACAAUUGUCUCAGAGAUGAAAGGGCAAGGAAUGUUUCAAGAGAGUGGAGAUAUAUCUGAGGAAGUUAUCCGGUUACUUUCCUACACAUGUCGUGGAAGCUUCCUGCCGUUAUGUGCUGCUCUUGGUGGCAUUGUGGCACAGGAGGCUCUGAAAGCAAUCACCGGCAAGUUCACGCCACUCAAACAGUGGCUGUAUCUGGAUGCUGUGGAUGUAUUAAACAAAGAUGAUGGAGAAAACACCCAGUUAUUUCAAGCAAAAGGUGAUAGGUAUGACCAGUUGAGAAUUUGUGUUGGAGAAAAUAUACUUCAGAAGCUGCAGCAGCUAAAACUGUUUAUGGUUGGUUGUGGUGCUAUAGGUUGUGAGAUGUUGAAGAAUUAUGCCUUGAUGGGUGUGGCAACUCAAGAACAGGGACAGAUAACUAUUACAGACAAUGACCUCAUUGAAAAAUCAAAUCUGAAUAGACAAUUUCUCUUCAGACCACAGCAUAUACGACAACCAAAGAGCACUACAGCAGCCCAGGCUGUCCGACAGAUUAACUCAGGGAUACGUAUUGAACCUCAGCAGCACAAAGUGUGUGUACAAACAGAGAAGACAGUUUACCCCGACAGUUUCUUUGAGAGGCAUGACAUUAUUGUUAAUGCUCUAGAUAAUGUGGAGGCACGAAGAUAUGUCGACAUGCGAUGUGUGACAGCGCAGAGAAGUCUUUUAGAGUCAGGAACCAUGGGAACUAAAGGUCAUACUCAGGUCAUUGUGGCUCAUCUCACAGAAUCUUAUGGAAGCCAGCGUGAUCCACCAGACGAGGAGGUACCUUACUGUACACUAAAGUCAUUCCCUGCUAAUAUAGAACAUUGUAUACAGUGGGCCAGGGAUAAGUUUGAGAGUUCUUUUACACAAAAACCAAAUGCUUUCAACAAAUUCUGGACUGCCAACACAGACACUACAGCAGUUAUAGAGCGUUUAUCCCGGAGUGAUCCAGUAGAUGGCGCUGUUCAGGCAAGCAAGUUGCUCGUGUUCCGGCCAAAAGAUUGGGCAUCCUGUGUACAUAUUGGUCGCCUUAAGUUUGAAAAAUAUUUUAAUCACAAGGCAAAACAUUUACUCCAUGCCUUUCCGUUAGAUACCAAGAUUUCUGAUGGAAGUCCGUUUUGGCAGUCACCAAAAAGACCACCAACUCCAAUAGAAUUUGAUGCUGGUAAUCCAAUGCACCUACAGUUUGUUAUUGCAACAGCACAUCUGUAUGCAGAUAACAAUAAAAUCACCAUACCAAAACCUAUAGACGAGCAAGAAAUUCAGAAGAUUUUACUGGGAGUCAAAGUUUCACCUUUUGUGCCUAGUAAUAAGAAAAUAGAAGUGGAUGAGACAAAGACAGGCAAUAAAGAGGAAGUUUUGAGUACAGAUGAACUUGAGAUUGCUGGGUCCAGGAUACAGUCUGUACUCUCUAGUACAGAUCAUGUCAAAGCCCUGGAAAAGAUGAUGCCAGCAAACUUUGAGAAAGAUGAUGAUAGCAAUGGUCAUAUAGAUUUCAUAACAGCAGCAGCGAAUUUACGAGGUAGUAUGUACCAGAUAGAGACUGCUGACAGAUUACGUAUCAAGAGAAUUGCAGGACGUAUUGUGCCGGCUAUAGCAACAACAACAGCAGCUGUCUCAGGAUUGAUAUCUGUUGAGUUGGUAAAGGUUGUACAAGGUCAACCUAUAGAGAAGUACAGAAACUGUUUCCUGAACCUGGCUCUACCAGUGUUCCUGUUCUCGGAGCCCGGACCAGCAGAAAGAACUGUAGUCAAAGAGGGAAUAACAUUCACUAACUGGGAUAGAUGGGACAUUGAAGGUAACCCUGACUUCACACUACAAAAUCUGCUGGAUAAACUCAAGGAGAAAGUUGGAAGUGAAGUGACUUUUGUUGGACACGGAACAAAAAUUGUUUACACUACAUUUAUGCCUGGUCACAGGAAACGAUUGCCAGAUAAACUGACAAAGUUGCUUAAAGCUAAACCAGGAGAUGUUUACAUGGAUCUAGUUGUAUCAUUUGAGUCCAUGGAUGAUGAGGAUGUAGGAGGGCCACCAAUAAGAUAUUUCUUCAGACUGUGAUAUCAUAUACUGUAUUAAUUUAUUUUACGUAAAAUCAUGUAUCUGUUGUGACAUUCUUAAUUUGUUUUAAAAGAGCCGACUUCCAGAUUGUCAAAAUAUGACUUUUUUCAUAGCUGAUGAACAAGUUUGUGAAUUUAAAGUGAAUUUGAAUCAGGUUAAAAUAUCAGAAUGUUCUAAUUUUGAACCUAGUCUAGAGAUUUCUGAUGCAAUUUACAACUUUUCCACUGUUCACAUCUGGGACCAAUCUUUAAGCCACCAAAAUGAUUAACUCAUAUACGAAUUAAAUUUAAGAAGGACAAAAUGUUUAAGUGUCUUUGAAAGUCGAAGCCUUUAACUUGUUUUGUGCAAAUGAACAAACCUGGUAGGGGAGUAAGCCAGGUGCCUUGGGAAAAUUGUGGGCAUCAUAAUUAGUUUUACAUAGAGCUACACAUAUUUUAAGUGUUUUUACUGGAGCAUUACAAAGACACCUGAGGUAUUAAGUGUUUUACAUAGAGCUACACAGGGUCAUCAUAGGUACUAUUAUAAAAUGUUUUGCUCAGAUCUAUAUGGUGCCACCAUAGGUCUCGAGAAUUUUACUCCAGCCACGUACGGAAACCAUGUUUUGUAAUAAAUUCUUUCUUUUCAUGUUAUAUUUAUAUGUAUAUUCUUAUUGAUCUGUUGUGGCAUAAAUAAUAAAAUUUACUGAGGUCAUUAUAAUAAGCAAAUGAAAAGGACUUUCAUUUUGUAGUUACCAAGAAAUUGUGAUACCAUGGUUGAUCUACUGUUUUACAUACCAGUACCAGACAUAUUAGAAUAAAAUUAACAUGUAGCAAACAGGUAUUUUAAUUAACCCUUACCAUGCUAAAUUUCUACAAUGAACUUGUCCACCUUUCAAUUUGGACAGUACUAUUAACUGUUAAAAGGGGUGCUUACCAAAAAGAUACUGACUGAACGACAAACAGUGCAGAUCUUGGUAAGACUGCACUGUAUGUGCAGGCUGAUCAUGAUCUAUACUGGUCGCAAAGGCAGAAUCAAUUGUGUCAGCAUGGUAAGGACAAAAUGAUGUAACACAAAGUAAUGAAAUUUUUGUUUUCUUAGAUAUACCUCUACCAGAAAUACAUCAAAACUUAAGAUGUUGUAAAUGUUGCUUAAAUGUGAUUGACCACCUCUUAACACACUUCUGCUAUAUACAGUUGAACUUUGUGCUCUCGAACUGGACAGGACCAGAAAAAUUUGUGCAAGUUACCUGUAGUUCCAGCCACCAAAUAUUAUACAUUGUAUAGGGGUUUUCCCAGGACCUGUCAACGAGUUCUAGUGAUAUACAUUGUAUAGGGAUUUUCCCAGGACCUGUCGAGGAGUUCUAGUGAACGGUGGUGGCCAAACUAUCCGAGUUCGAGUUAAAGAAGUUUGACUGUAUUAUUUCGUAACCUUACUAACAUACACAGGGGUAACCUUACUAACGUACACAGGGGUAACCUUACUAACAUACACAGGGUAACUGUUGUGAAAAUGAUUUUACUUGCAAAAUUGAUUUCACUGUAUCUGAAUUACAUUAUUGUUAAAGAAUUUUUGAAGCUUGUGCAUGUAGUUAUUGUUUAUAUUGAUAAUUCUAAACUAUAGAUGUGAUGAAUUAAACUUAUACAUGCAUUGAU
Molecule: messenger RNA, 4819 nt
Organism: Mercenaria mercenaria
Lineage: Eukaryota; Metazoa; Mollusca; Bivalvia; Venerida; Veneridae
Product: ubiquitin-like modifier-activating enzyme 6
Exons: 33
Coding region: 114-3188 (1024 amino acids)
Biological process (GO): protein sumoylation
Cellular component (GO): SUMO activating enzyme complex; cytoplasm
Molecular function (GO): SUMO activating enzyme activity
Source: RefSeq, a predicted model, not a curated record